CGACCGUGCGGGAGGCGGUUGGGGUCGCGGCCGCGGCGAGUCACGGCGUUUUCCAAUCUAUCGCGUCCGCCGCCGCCCGAGACGCAGCCAGGAUGUCCAGGAUGCUGAGCAGCCCCUUUGAGGAGGACCCUUUCUUCGCUGAAUCUAUGAUUGCACAUGGAGAAAGUAUGCGACAGCUGAUGAGAAAUUUUUCUGAACCUUUUGGAAGAGACUUGCUCAGUAUCUCUGAUGGUAGAGGGAGAGCUCGUAAUCGUACAGGACAAAAUGAUGGUGAAGAUUCCUUGACUGCAACGAGUUGUUCUCUUGUGCCUUUUGGCAGUUUUGGUGGUAUGCGUACAGGUGUCAACCCUUUUCAGGCAGUGGACCGAAUGAUGUUAAAUAUGCAAAAUGGCAUACAAGAAUUACAAAGAAACUUUGGUCACCUUUCAAUGGAUCCAAAUGGACAUUCAUUUUGUUCUUCCUCAGUUAUGACUUAUUCCAAAGUGGGAAAUGAACCACCAAAGGUUUUCCAGGCCUCAACUCAAACACGUAGAGCUCCAGGAGGAAUAAAGGAAACCAGGAAAGCAAUGAGAGAUUCUGUCAGUGGACUAGAAAAAAUGGCUGUUGGUCAUCAUAUCCAUGACAGAGCUCAUGUCAUUAAAAAGUCAAAGAACAAGAAGACUGGGGAUGAAGAGGUUAAUCAAGAGUUCAUCAAUAUGAAUGAAAGUGAUGCUCAUGCUUUUGAUGAUGAGUGGCAAAAUGAGAUUUUGAAGUACAAACCAGGAGGACGGAGCAAUCUAGAAAACACUAGAAUGCGAAGUGUUGGUUAUGAGAACUCAGGAUCCCGAGAACGUAAAAAAAGGGAGAAACCUCACCAAAGUCCAGCCAUUGAAGGUGGAAGAAGAGCAAACGUUUUUGUGGACAAACUCAACAUCAAAGGCUCACCUGUGAAAAGCAACAGAAAAUAAAUAACCAUGCAUUUGAUUUGUUUAGUUUUAGUUGUUUUAACAGAAAAAGUAAUGGUGCUGGGUAAUAACACAUAAGACCAAUAUCUUGUUGCUAAAUCAAUACUGUACAACUUUCUUUUGAUUCCUGAAUUUUCAUGGAUGAGCUAGCUUUAUAUUGUCCCCCCUUCAUUUUCAGAUGUGUGAGUAAAUUGUUAAGCAUGCUAUAAAACUCUUUAAACAUAUUAAAUUUUAAAGCUCACAUGCCAAUUUUGCUUUCCCAAUUAUUUUUGUGUUGGCUGUGUAUUAUACUUAUCAAGAUUGAUUGCAGAGCUAGUUCUAUCAUUUAUAAUGAUAAGAAGUUAAAAUGUUAAAAAAUCAUCUCAAGUUUCACUAACACUGUACUCGAGUGAUGUUAAAGGUUUAAUUUAUCUCAAAUCUUAUGAUAUAUUAGCCACCUAGCAGAAAGCUUUAAAAAUAAAAUAGCAAAGCUA
Molecule: messenger RNA, 1417 nt
Organism: Carlito syrichta (Philippine tarsier)
Lineage: Eukaryota; Metazoa; Chordata; Mammalia; Primates; Tarsiidae
Gene: MLF1
Product: myeloid leukemia factor 1
Exons: 8
Coding region: 93-947 (284 amino acids)
Biological process (GO): regulation of DNA-templated transcription
Cellular component (GO): cytoplasm; nucleus
Source: RefSeq, a predicted model, not a curated record